AUGAUUGAUGAGAUCUCUUUGUUUGCAAGUUUCAUUUAGUUAAAAACAGAAACUCGAUAUCAAAGAUCAAAAUUUAGUGGAUUAUGUUUAUACCCAUCUAUCGUAUUAUCAAUAGCAUUUGAUAGAAGUACUGUAAAUAUAGGAACUGUUUUGAUAACAUUGAUUUUAACAGCUAUUUUAAAAAGUCAUAAUAAAUUAAUUUAUUUCUUAAGAGUAAUAUAAUAAAACAUAGUUAUAGGUUCUCUUAUUAUUUCCAGAGCUACUUCUUUAAAAUUAAAAUCAUGCAUUAAUCAGUUCAUUUUUGAUUAACCAAAUAUAUGUGCCUUACUGGCCAAGUUAAAUUGUGUUUUAGAUGAUUUUGGUUAGAUCAGUGAAUGGAUUAUAUUUGGGAUUUGGAUUAUUAAUGUUGUCUAGAUAUUUUGAAAUUUUAAAGAGAAGAUUCUUUAUAUCAUUUUAUAUUCAAGAAUAUGAUUAACAUUAGAAAGAGUAUGUAUUGGAGAAAUUACCUAUAGAUAUCUUCCUGAUUAAUAGUGAAGCAAACAUUCUCUAUAGUAAUCAUAAUGUAAAAUAAUUUGAUAAUGAAUUGCAAAGGAAAUUGUCAAACGCUAUUCGAAAGAAGAAAACAAAUGAAAUAACAAUAAACAAUAAAUAUUACAAAUUGGAAUAAUAUCAUUCUGAUUAUAUAUUGACAUAAUCAUAAUUUAGUUGUGGAGAUGUUGAAUUAUUUAUAAAAUUAUCUUAAUAAAUAGAUUAAUUGUAUAACUUAAUAUGUUAGGACUAUUAGAAAUGGAACAAUUUAAGAGCAUUUAAAGUAGUGAAAGAGAGUGAUUUAAGUAUAUUAGGUUAAUGUACCACAGAUUGUAGAUUAUUAAAAUAGUAAAUAGAUACCAUCAAUAUUCUAAAUCAUGAUUGUCAAUAAAUAAAAUACUAAUCAUCAUAAAAAGAUGAGUUUUUUUGUAAGUAAAUUGUUUGAUUUAGUGAAGAACUAUGUAGUUAAUGUGAUUGAAUCAAUGGUUAAUCGACUUUAAGAGCAUUUCAAUUUAAUUCAACUUGAAUUUGAAGAAGGUAUUCCAGAAAAACUUGUAGGAAACAAACAUGGUAUUCUUUUUAGUCUAUAUGCUUUUUUAAUGAGUGCCAUGCUUGUAGAAUAGAAAUCAGAUAAUUUAACUAUUAAUGUUAGAAUUGCUUAGGUAUACUUAGAUAAAUCAGAAUAUGAUCUUGAGAUAUCUAUAUGUUUUCCAUGUUCUAACAAAUAAAUGAAAUUAUAUUGUUAAGAUGAAUUUGAGAAUGAAAAUGAAAAAUUCUUGUUAAUUAUGAUCAAUUAAUGUAAAUAAUUACUUUCAAUUGAUUAUAAAACUGAUGGAGAUAACAUUAUUAUCUUAUUAAUAACAAAUGUUUAAUUGUGUAAAAAAAGUGAUAAAUCUUGUGAUAAUAUUUAGAUGGUUGAUUUAACUUUUACAAAAAAUGUUAUUGAUGUAAAUCAUUAUUUUUGGAAUGCAAAAAGAUUUGCAUCUCCAACUAUGACUUAUGAUAAAUCUUUAAGAUCUCCAUUAUAAAAAUGCACAGCCAAAUUUAAUUAUGCUGCUGAUUCAUUGGCUUCAACAAUCAAAUUAUAAUCAAUUCCAAAUUCAGCAUAAGCUUCUGCUGCAAAUUCAAAUGCUUAAUCUCUUGAAAAUACAUUAAUUAAAAAUGAAGACAUAAUAAAAGAAGUUGAAAAUGCUUUCAAAUAUACUAUACAAUUUCCAUAAAUAUAAGAUGAUAUAAUGAAAUUACUUGAAUAAACAUUAUAAGCUGCAUAUAAUGAAGGUAUUUUAGAUCAUGAUAAAACUAUACUUGAUAUUGGAUAUAAUCAUAUACAUUAUGAUAAAUACAGUUAGAUAAGUGUAAGAUCAGAUACACCAUUUGUUUAAGAUUAUGGUGAUCAAUUAAUUGAUUAAAAUGAUAAUGAAUUUUAAAAAAGUAAAUCAAAAUAAUUCAAAACUCCAUAAUUAAAACCUAGAGAUUUAAUAAGAAUUGAUAAUUUGGGAUAAUAACUUAUACAUGAAUAAAAUAAAAAAUAGGAAUAAGUAAAUAGAUCUAUUUAAGGAAAGAGAAAUAAAGAUCAAAAAUAAUUAAAUGUACUAUUUAGUCCUUCUGUAAUGAGCAAGUUUAGUAACAAUUUAGUAUCUAAAGUUUAAAAAUCCAAAACUUAAUUGCCUAAUAUAGAUGAUAAUAAUGGUAUAUAUAUAUUGAGAUUAUAAAGAUAUAAAAUUUCAUAUUCGUGUUAGAGAUCAUAGAUUAAGAAAAUAAUAACGAAAAUGGUCAUGUAGAAUUAGAUUAGAUGAAUUACCAAAAUAAUAACCUAAUAUACUUUGUUUGAUUCCUAAUACUUAAUUUAUUUAAGUUGCAUAAAGAUUUGGCAAUAGUCUUUAUGGAGAUUAAAUGAUUGGUGAACCAAUUAUUACUUAUUCAGUUUCAGAAUUAAUUAAGAUCUAUAAAUAGCAUUUUAAUGAAGGAAAAUAAUUUUGCUUUAUUUUAAUAUACAUUCAUAAAAUUAGUGAAAUAGAAGAAUUAAGUAUUGCUUUAUAAAGUAAUGAAAAUUAAUGGUCUCAAGAUCCUGAUUUCAAAAAAACAGUUAUGAUAGGAGUAUACAAUUAAACUUAAUUGAACAAAAAUCUUUAUUAAUUUCUUAAAUAUACUAUUCCUCUUAGUUAGGAUGCAGAAUAAUUGGCUAAAUCAAAAGAAUGGAUAGCAGAAAUAAGUAAAUGA
This is a messenger RNA of Paramecium primaurelia, 2748 nucleotides long. The record is from the annotation of a GenBank genome assembly. Lineage: Eukaryota; Ciliophora; Oligohymenophorea; Peniculida; Parameciidae.